ACAACAGCUUGGUGCACCAAGUUUUCUAAUUUCGCAAUUGCUGCGCCCAUGUUGGCCUCUACACAGUCCGCAGGGCGUGGGACUGCCAUGAGGCGAUGGAGAAGAGCUUCUCAUUCGGGACACUGCAUGCUCCUACUCUUGAAUUGUGAAGAAUGAACUCUCCAAGUUCGCUGCUGUACAUUGCAACAGAAGGUGUUUACAAACUUUGACAGACCAAGGUUCCUUCUUGUGGGAAUCGUUGCCAUUGCCUUGAGGAGUUCCCCGGGGUUGAAGCUGAUGGGCGAGCAAGGAAGUUUUAAUGCCUUGGACGCUUUUGUGCCAAGCCACAAAGCUCUGCGUCUUUCUGCGACGCCCAUGUCAAACUUGAGAGGUCGGUCGAAAGUCGAGGCUGGAGACCAGGAGAGCACAGCAGUAUUGGAAAGACCAGUAAAGAUAAAUGGUCAUCAAUCCCAAAGCAGAAAUGCUACUGAAGAUGCGGCUGAACAGGUCCCCACAAGUUUCGACCUCGAGCCAGAGCAGACAAACUCUCCAAUUCAGAGCCUUUUGCCUUUGUUGGCAGCACUUCUGGUUGGUCUCGCAGCUGGCUCUGGACUGCGAGCUCCUACAGCCGACAGUCCCACUGAGGCUGUCAAGGACGUGCAGCUGAGUACAACAAUCUCAAGCUUGCCUAAUGCUGAAACCUUGCCCAAGCCAACUCUGGUCAUGCAGAAGGCCACAGGAAAGAUGCAAGAUGUGGCUGACAAGGUUGACAAAGCUCUGGAGAGAAGUCUGGAGAGACUCUCAGAGGUAGAGUCCAAGGAAGAGCAAGUCAUCAGGUACGAUGACAAAUUGGCCAAGAUGUACACUGGCCUCAUGGAAUCAGCUCGAGGCACAGGUGCAAAGCUGCAGGAUGUGGUCAAAACUCUGGCUCCGUCAUCAGAAAAGGGAGCUCCCAGCCGUGUGUCUGUGUCUGUGGUGAAGAAGAUUCGAGACAUAGGUGAUAUGCUUGAUGAAGCUCAAGCAGAUGUGUACAAGGAGGAGUGGAUGUCCCUCAAGGUAUACCCUUCAAUUCUUCGAGCGUUUCUUCCGCUGAUGGAAUACUAUGAGAAAGAAGCCUUCAAUGACGGCAAUGGCGACAAGUACGUAAAUGCAGCAACCCGCGAUAGCUUAACUUUCUAUCGCCUGCAGAUGGCUGUCAACAUUGAUCGGCUUGAAAAGGCAAUAGAGAACCAGAAAGUCCGCGAAGUGGAAGAGGCCUUUGCAAAGACAUCCCUGUCCUAUGACAGAUUCCUGAAAGCUGGUGAUUUGUAUCAAGGAUAUGACCCUGUGACUUCUACGACCGUUUUCUUCAAGAAUAUCAGCGAUGACCAGCUGCGGUACACACCUCUUGCGCUGCAGCAGCCACAGAUUCGAGAUGAGGUGCUUGUGCUGCAAGGUCCAGACAAGGGAAAGGUUGGGCGCAUCAUUUGGCUAGGCCGCGAAAAUGGCGACGACCUGGACAGCAAGGUUCUUUCAGCUGUGGUGAAGUUGGAACCAAACCCCGUGCUUGGCGUCUCGAAGAGUGGUGGAGUACGAGAGGUCAAAGCAUAUCCGUACUCCUGGCUGGUGAUGACUCGUGGCAGUGAUGAGAGCUAUGUUCAAGAUCUGGUCCUCGCAACUGUCGCAGCGAUUGUCUCUUGCUCCCUCACCUAUCCUUUGGAGACACUCAAGGCAAGGGCUCAAUCAAAUCUGCCACUCUUGCCUCCAGAAGGUCCUCAAGCGCUUUUCCGGGGCUUGACGCUGAAUGUUCUGCGAGAGGCGCCAAAUCAAGGAUUCCUCAUGGCAGGCUUUAACUACUUCACGAGAUUUGCAGUUAGCCUACCCUUCAUCAAUGGAAACGACCCCAACCUCAAGUUUUUGCUGAUGAUCCCUUCAGGCAUUUUGGCGAUGUGUUCGGGUGCCUUUGUCAAAGCUCCCGUGAUAGACAUUAGCAAGCAAGUUCAAGCUGGACUUGCUCAAAACGCUGGCGAGGCUUUGGAGAAUGUGUAUUUGAAACCGAGUCCUUCGCAGGUCACGAAGCGCUUAGGGCGCAACUUGAUGCUGACAGUCAUCCGAGGAGUGCCCUUCGGAGCUUUCCAGUGCUUCAUCUAUGAGAUAUUGAAGGAUAAGACACCACCCUUGCUGGAAAGCCUGGGGGUGCCUAUUUGGUUUGAACCCUUCAUUUGGGGCGGAGUGGCUGGCUUUUGUACUGGCUACUUGACAAACCCGCCGGACGUUGUGAUGCAGCGGUUGGCUUUGGAAUCAAAUGAUACGGAGGAUGACAAGCCCUUCAGCAUUGAGGGAACCUGGGAAGAGAUUGUGCAAGCCACGAAAAAGGUUCUUGAUGAUGAGGGUCUUGCUGGCUUUGGCAAAGGUGCUUUUGAGAAUGCCGUAUAUUUUCUUCCAGAAGCAAUGGUAUGGUUUGGUGUCUACGAAGCAUUGAAGGGUCUCUCGAACAGUGUCCUGCAGGCAAUUUGAUUUAUCUUACUUUCAGUUGUCAUUGCGAGCCUCUGACUGCCCAGCUUCUUACCACAGAUAAGCCAGCUGGCUGAUGUCGCGCGAGAUUUACAUGUUUGCACCCGUAGCAAGUACUCGGGCACAAGGAUUUCUUUGCCCGUGCGAAGCUUGAAAUGAGCUAUCUUUCAAUUGUUAAUGUUUGGUUCUUAUGAACUGAGCAGCUUUUAACGUCUUUUCUCUCACCGCAGAUGGCCACCUGAAGUGCACGCACAGACGCAACCAAGAAUCGGAG
Durusdinium trenchii is the source of this 2746-nucleotide messenger RNA. The record is from the annotation of a GenBank genome assembly. Lineage: Eukaryota; Dinophyceae; Suessiales; Symbiodiniaceae.